AGUGGCGAGUACACGGGCCCGGUGGACGACAUCGUCGGGAGCUCGCAGGUCACAGGUUGGUGACCUGUUUUUCCGGAGCUCCCGCAACAACAGCUGCGUCCGCUGGACUGGAGGGCCGCAGCUUCGGCAGCUUCGACCGCCCUGGGCCACAGAGUUUGAACCGGCCCUUUCGCAGUACUUUAAUCCAGCCGCGGGACUGACUUACUUAUCAUCGCCCGGCGGGGUCACAACAUCCGAAGCCUGGAUCGCCUCGGCGCAGCGGGAGAAUAAGGAGGGAAGAGACAAAGACUUUAAGAUUUUUGCCUUCCAUCACAGUGAGGAGGUGCCUGGUGAACUCACUGUGGUGGAUGUUAAUUUGUGUUUAUUGUGUGUUUUUGUCAUUUUUAUUAUAUGUAUGACUGCAAGGCAACAAAAUUUUGUUCAGACCGAAAGGUCUGAAUGACAAUAAAGGCUACUUUGACUUUGACUUUGACUUUGAACCGGUGGAGGGAGUUGAGGCAGGUACUAUCACAAGGUUUAAGAAACAUUUGGACAGCUACAUGGAUAGGACAGGUUUAGAGGGAGAUGGGCCAAAUGCAGGCAGGUGGGACAAGUGGAGAUGGGACAUAUUGGUUGAUGUGGGCAAGUUGGGCCUGUUUCCACGCUGCCUCCUCCGGCAGCUCGUUCCAUACACUCUGCGUGAAACAGGAGUGGAAUGUCAGUUGGGAUUAAUGUGUUGAAAUCACUGGAGUGGGACUGGAAUCCAGAGUCACCAGACCCCCUGGGUGAGAGUGUUCCCUUUGAGUCACAGCUGACACUGUGAUAACAUCGUGUGAAGGCAAACGGUUGGAGUAGAAUGUAUACCUGCAGGGAAAAUUUGUACUUCAAAUCCAAAACUUAAUACCUGCAAAUGUUACAGUUGCUGAAUGUUCAGUCUUUUAAGCAAACGUGGCCGGUUACUAAAAUAAAAGACACAGAGUCCUGGAGUUGGCAGCAUCCCUGGAGAUCGUGGGUAGGUGACAUUUCGGAUGGCGGCCCUUCUUCAGACUGACACUAGAUUUCUAUUGAUAGACAAAAGUGCUGGAGAAACUCAGCGGGCGCAGCAGCAUCUAUGGAGCGAAGGAAAUGGGUACCGUUUCGGGCCGAAACCCUUCUUCAGCCACUAGAUUUUUAUUUCCUCACGCAUUGGGUAGAGUUUCCGCGUAAGAAAUGAAUUCCCUUUCAGUCAGUCCCAAAGCAAGUGUUGUAGCCCUGGGGCAGGGUCGCUCCAUGGAUUUUUAGCUUUCAGCGAGCUGACAAUUUGAAGGGAAGGCUUUGCCCUGAAAAGGCGAAUUUCACCCGUGUCGCUGGGUGUCGCUGUACAUGACUGUAGCACCUCACUGGUGGUCCGCAGUCAUCAGCUGUGUCACCUCUGAGCUACAUACCACACCAUGGUGUUUAAUGGUACUUACAUACAUAGGACCCAAAUUAAAAAAAAAACGGAUAUAAUCCGAGAGUGAAAAACAAAUGCAUAUAUGUACACUGUGUUUAUAAAAAAAAACAGCAGAGCCGCAUAAAAAGUGCGGUGUUUUCAUAUUUGGAAUAAAACCUGUGCUUCUAUUUUGUGGGUGUUCUGUUGCAUUUUUUUCAUCGCUCCUCCUAUAUUGUUUCCCCCUCCUCCAGAGCUGGUGCUACGUUUUCUGUGCAGAAUAGAUGCGAAGCAGCGAAGAAGAUCCCCAUACCCAUAGAUCCGUAGCACACCGUGGAUGUGAUCAGAAUGCAUCCAAGUAGGGAACAGAUCAAGACAGGGGAAAAUGAUACGAGGAGAUAAAUUAUACGCGGAGGUACCUAUUCUUCACCGAACCCACGCUCAAGUUAUUUAAAGGGAUUUCCCCUCCCCAGCUGUCUUCUAUGAUAAAAUGAACAGUUUUUGCCGGUUCCUGUGCAAGCGCUUUGAUCUGGUUACCUUCUGAGACGGGUGUAUGCAGAGCUGCAGAGCGAGCUGUCUAAUGCAACAUAUGCUGCAAUGAUCCACUGCCGCUGAUUUGGGAUUCAAGCAAUAUAGAAAGAAGCUCCAGUCCUCGAAAGCUAGUUGACAGUGUAGUUACCAUAGCGACGGCAUUAUUAGCUUCAUUUGAACUUAAUAGAACUGGAAAUCAUAAGGACGAUGUGGUAGGUGUUGGGUGACAUCGGCGGGAGCCUGCGACUGCGCCGGCUACAUGGCAAACAUUACCAAGGAACCGCUGUUCUUAGCGGAAGACGGUAAGUGCAUCGCGUUGGAUUAAUAAUAAAAGUGGAUUUUGAUGAUAUUUGCUGGUGGUUGCAGUGACAGGUUUAAGCAGCAGUACAGUAUUACGCCGUUUCCGGUUCCGAGCGUGUUUCCCUAUGCAAACAUCCAAAUGCCAUGGACACUUACGCAAGGUCUCUUGCUCAGCCGUGCAACUCGAGGCGAUUUGCAGUCCACUUUGUCACAACUCUGCCUCCCAACUCAGCAGCGCUCGCUCUCACUGCAGCCGGGCGCGGGCGUGCAUUUCAACGAUGAGGCUUGGUGCUAUCCAUUUUGCCAUGCUAGUCGUCGGGGUGUCGUUCGCCUGCUACUCCCCGAGCUUAAAUUCCUUGCAGGACCAAACCUACCGUUCAGCGGUGGUGAUCGAAGGCAAGGUGCAGUCUGUCCCAAAUAAUGCCACCGAGCCCUACAGUGUUAAUGUCAAAGUGUUGGACGUGUGGCCAGUCAAUAGCGGGGGACUGGAGAAGGACCAGCUCAUCACUAUCGGGGAUUUCGGAUCAGAAGCACCAUGCAUCAAAGUAGAGAAGAACCAGAAAUACAUCUUUUUCAUGGACCCAACAGACGAACCGUUAGUAUUUAAGACAUCAUUUGCUCCAUUAGACACAGGCAGAAAUAACCUUAAAAAAGAUGUUGGGAAGCUCUUGUGUGAGGACUGCGAUGGUCCUCCAAAAUUGAAGAAACUGAAGAACCAAACUAUUCUUGAAGGACAAAAACUUUCUCUGAAAUGUGAGGCAGUGGGGAAUUCCCAGCCCACGUAUAAGUGGUUCAAAGAUGGAGCGGAGAUUAAAAAAAGCAAAGCAAUAAGGAUAAAAACUGGGAAAAAAAACUCAAGGCUUCAGAUAAGCAAACUGAAGGUGGAAGAUGCUGGGGAAUAUGCAUGUGAGGCUGAGAAUUCAUUAGGCAAGGACAUUUCAAAAACUACUGUCAGUGUGCAAGUUGCUGCUGCUACCACUACUACACUCUCACCCGAAUCCGGUCAUGCUAGAAGAUGCAAUGAGUCAGAGAAGUCCUACUGUGUUAAUGGUGGGGUGUGUUAUUACAUUGAUGGUAUUAAUCAAAUUUCUUGCAAGUGUCCAAAUGAAUUUACAGGUGACCGCUGCCAACACUACGUAAUGGCCAGUUUCUACAAAGCUGAAGAAUUGUAUCAAAAGAGAGUCUUGACCAUUACUGGCAUUUGUGUUGCACUUCUUGUAGUUGGAAUUGUGUGUGUAGUGGCAUAUUGCAAAACAAAAAAACAAAGAAAAAAAAUGCACAGCCAUUUAAGGCAAAAUCUUUGUGUAGAUCAUCAAAAUCGAAACCUGGCUAAUGGUCCCAACCACCCUGGCCCUCUCCCAGAGGAUAUUCAAAUGGUCGACUACAUUUCAAAAAAUGUUCCGGUCUCUGAACAUGUGAGACGGCAUGAAACGGAAACGUCAUUUUCUGCAAGCCAGCCAUCUUCCACAUCUCAUCACUCUUCUACAACUACACACACAUCCAGUCAUAGAAAUGGAAACAAUUCAUGGGGCGUAGAGCAAUCUGACAGUGUUACUUCAGAAAUGCAUUCGGGUAUGAUGACCUCGUCUUUGGAAACAAGCAAAUGUAACAGUCCCAUGGAUGCACAAGGCAGAUUAAGUGCAGUUUGUGGUUAUCAGGACACAAGACACCCAAUCUUCCAUUGCAGAGACUCAGUGGAUUCUCUCAGAGACUCACCUCACAGCGACAGGUAUGUGUCUGCCCUCACAACGCCAGCCCGGUUAUCACCUGUUGAUUUACAUUACUCCCUCCCUUCAUAUGCACCUGGUUUCGAGGUAUCGUCACAGGGAUCUACCCAUGCAACGUCAAUGCCUCCAGCAGUGGUGGGUUAUUUGAUAGAAGACGAGCAGCCUUUGUUGAGAAGAUAUCACAAGCACCAUCAAGACAACCUGAAGCACGACCUCUACAAACAGCGCCGCAGCUAUCUUCACGACAGCUUUGGGAGUCUACCCCCUAGUCCAGCAAGAAUGGUAGAAGAUGAUGAAUACGAGACAACACAAGAGUAUAUCCCAGCACAUGAUCAACCAAAGAAAAUGGCAAACAGCAGCAGAAGAUGGAGGAAAACAAAACCAAAUGGUCACAUUUCUCACAGAGCUGAAUGCGACUGUGAUUCAAACUCAGAAAGCUGCUGCUCUGACGUGGAUUCUGACGGUGAGAAAAUAGGAGAGCGUACACCUUUCUUAAACCCUCAGAACCCUCCAGCAGCAAACACAGAAACAGCUUCAGCAUUCUGGCCUUCUGAUAGCAGGACUUACUCAUCCAAUAGACACAAUGUACGGGAGGACUUGCACACCCGUGCAACGCGUGUAAAAUCAAAUCAAGAUUCACACCCUGUGUAAAUGCCAUAGAUCUGCAACUGUAAAAAUAUUUUAUUUUAUAUAAUUAUCAAAUAUUCUAAAAUUAAAUUAAACAUUUUAUUUUCAUUUUAGCAAAGUUGUCUUACAGCUACAGGAAAGUCUUUUAUAGGGAAAACAUGUAUUUAUAUGUAAAAUAUGAUUUACAGUUAAAACAAUGAUGGUGUGCCAAUUUUUCACAUCAUAAAUAGAAUAAUAUUGUGGUGCCUUUUGCUGUAUGCUGAUACCAGAUUUCCUGCUGAUGUUUCAGUUUUGUAGUGUUUCUAUCUUGGACUCAUUAUAAUUAUACGCCCUUCAUUAUUUUUUUUAACCACAGACUCUGUUACAUUUGGACAGUUAUAAUAUCUUUGAGUUUAGGACACAGCCAUCUGUGUACCGUCUAUGUACUGAUUCCUAAACCAUCACGUAACAUUCUGGCUGAACUCAAUUCUUAAAUUUGUUUGACUGGGAGGACUGAAUAUAAUAUCUAUUUUUCUGACUCCUAACAGAUUAAUAAAUAUUUUUUACUCUUUAGAAGAAAUUGAUGAAGAUUAGAUUAAUGCUUGUAGUCUUUCUCAGCCUAUUAAAUUACUUACUGAGGGUAAGGUACCAUGCCACCAGAUGACAGUCAUUUUCCCUGCAUCCAUUCUAAUGAAUUUUUAUGUUGCAGAAACAAUCAAAGGUCAUUACAUGACAUAACAUUCAGACAUCACUAAAGAGUCUGCAACAUUUGCAGUUAUUUCGUUUUCUUUAUGAGUUUUCUUCAGAAAAAUAGAAAUGCACCAUUUGACAACUAAAAAAAAAAAUCAAUCACUUCAUUUUAACGUUAUUUUCAAGUAUCAGUAAUUAGAAAAUGGUCAGAUUGGAAACUGGAAAUUAAUAAGCAGCAACUUUGUGGUAUUUGUUUUUGAUGGAAUUUUUGCAACAUGUUUUUGCAUGUCUUUACCACUCCAAAUGGACUGAUGCAUGGGAAGCUAGGAAUGAGAGAUUUAACAUGUUUUUAAAUGAACUGCAUAACUUUUCAUUUAUUGUCCCUUUUAGUGCAGGUUUAUUAUGGGUUCUGCAAAUCUUUUAUUGGUACAUUUCAACUGUUUGCCAUGCAGGGCUGUGAAAUAUGGAAUUAGCAUUGUCCAUUUUGAAAUAAAACCUAUAUUCUUUACUUUCAA
Leucoraja erinaceus (little skate) is the source of this 5756-nucleotide messenger RNA. RefSeq names its product neuregulin 2a (gene nrg2a). The record is from RefSeq and is a predicted model, not a curated record. The transcript is spliced from 10 exons. The coding region runs from base 2344 to 4596 and encodes 750 amino acids. Gene Ontology annotation, biological process: nervous system development; intracellular signal transduction; animal organ development. Gene Ontology annotation, molecular function: signaling receptor binding. NCBI's taxonomy places the organism in Eukaryota, Metazoa, Chordata, Chondrichthyes, Rajiformes, Rajidae.